This is a messenger RNA of Puntigrus tetrazona (Sumatra barb), 2117 nucleotides long. RefSeq names its product WW domain-binding protein 11 (gene wbp11). Gene Ontology annotation, biological process: mRNA cis splicing, via spliceosome. The transcript is spliced from 12 exons. The record is from RefSeq and is a predicted model, not a curated record. Lineage: Eukaryota; Metazoa; Chordata; Actinopteri; Cypriniformes; Cyprinidae. Bases 146 to 2053 code for a protein of 635 amino acids. Gene Ontology annotation, cellular component: spliceosomal complex.
GGAAGUGGCAUGCUCAGGAGCGGUGACGUGUUUCCGUUUAUUGCAGAAAAGAUGGCUAGCGCUUUUGAAUGCGUUUACUGAGUCAGAAACGUGAAUAUUGGAUAUCUUUUUUAAGAGAUUGAGGUGAAGCUGACCGUCUGCAGUCAUGGGUCGGCGCUCUACCUCCUCCACCAAGAGUGGGAAGUUCAUGAACCCCACGGAUCAGGCCAGGAAGGAGGCGCGCAAGAGAGAGCUCAAGAAGAACAAGAAGCAGAGGAUGAUGGUCCGAGCAGCAGUGUUGAAGAUGAAAGACCCACGUCAGAUCAUCCGAGACAUGGAGAAACUUGAUGAAAUGGAGUUCAAUCCGGUGCAGCAGCCGCUGCUGAAUGAGAAAGUUCUGCGAGACAAACGUAAGAAGCUGCGUGAGACGUUUGAGCGAAUCGUCCGUCUGUACGAGCGAGAGAAUCCAGAGAUGUACAAAGAGCUGCGCAAGCUGGAGGUGGAGUACGAGACCAAGAGAGGACAGCUGUCACUCUACUUCGACUCCGUCAAGAAUGCUGAAUCUGUGGAGGUGGACAGUAUUCCUCUUCCAGACAUGCCUCACGCUCCAUCCAGCAUCCUGAUCCAGGACAUUCCCCUUCCUGGAGCUCAGCCACCCUCCAUCCUGAAGAAGAACUCGGCCCUCGGGAAGGGCUCAGCGUUGUCAGCAGCCGCUCUAGCAGGAGUUCCUCGUCUCCCGCCAGGACGCAAACCUCCGGGACCCCCGCCGGGGCCACCGCCUGCACAGGUCCUGCAGCUAUACGCUAACACCCGCCGCACAGAAGGCGGCGGGUCAGACUCUGAGAUGAUGGACACCGGAGGGAGAGACAGCGACAGAGACAGCGACGCAGACGACGACAGCGACUCGCAGGAUGAUAGCGGCGCAGAGAGAGACGACGCAGAUGUUGACCCCAGAAUGAUGUCUGAUCGCCAUGGCGACAGAGACGAGGAGCGCGACCGGGGCGAUAAACACACGGGUCGCAGCGUACGAUUCGCUGACAUGCCUCCGCCCAAAGAGAAGAGGAAGAGGAGGGUGAUGAAGACGAAGAGCAUCACUCCACUGCAGGCCAUGAUGCUUCGGAUGGCAGGUCAGUCUAUCCCGGAGGAUGAGGAGGAGGACGACGAAGAGGAGUACACAGACUCUGAGGAGUCGGAUGCUGAGGAUCAGAUCUCCACAGAAGCCACUCAGUCAUUGGUCAAUCCCAGACUUUCUGUUCCAGCUGCACCAAUGGCAGCACAGCAGCCUCCCCCACACAUGCAGGCUCCACCAAUCACAGGGCCACCUCCUUUAGGACCACCUCCUGCUCCUCCAAUGAGGCCUCCGGGACCUCCGUCAGGACCGCCCCCUGGACCACCUCCCGGUGCUCCUCCUUUCCUGAGGCCCCCUGGACUCCCUGCGGCCCUCAGGGGCCCCAUGCCACGCAUGCUGCCUCCGGGGCCCCCUCCAGGGCGACCACCCGGACCCCUCCUGGACCCCACCAGGUCUGCCCCCGGCCCCCAGAGGACCCCACCACGCCUGCCGCCCCAGCCCCUGGUGAGAAUGCCCCCGGCCCCUCCGCCCCGUAUGGCUCCACCCCUCUCUCUGUUCCCGCCUCCACUGAAUCCCAACGUGCUCAGCGCUCCACCCAGCAUCCGGCAGAAGUCACCUGUGGCAACGACCUCCUCCAGCGACUCCGCCCCCCUCAUCCCACCGGCCCGAGGCUCCGCCCACCAGAUGCCACCCCCUCCUGGCACUACGCCCACCAUCGAGAAGCGAGCCACGGUCUCGGGCCCCGGGGCGUCCUUGGCCCCGCCAGGUGGAGCCACCAUCUCAGCCAAACCACAGAUCAUCAACCCCAAGACGGAGGUGACCCGCUUUGUGCCCACGGCGCUCCGUGUGCGCAGGGACCGGGCCCCGGGCCGCAGGGACGAAGAGCCACCCAAACCAGCCGCCGCAGCCAAGCCCAGCCAGCCGCCCGGAGCUGCGCCGCCCGGCCUCAAGACCAAGGACCAGAUGUACGAGGCCUUCAUGCGCGAGAUGGAGGGCCUGCUGUGAGCUGCUGUACUUUCAUAAGUGUGUUUUUACCUUCAGAUGUGAAUAAAUCUCAGAUGUCCAUUCA